Messenger RNA from Didymodactylos carnosus, 591 nucleotides. Lineage: Eukaryota; Metazoa; Rotifera; Eurotatoria; Philodinida; Philodinidae. The record is from the annotation of a GenBank genome assembly.
AUGAAUGAUAGCCAUCAACCUGUAAUUGAUGCUGAAAGUAGUGGAACUGAAUGUACUGUACGAACAUUGACCGGUGACUUAUUAUGUGUGAAAGAAUUUACACCGAUAUUUUCUCGAAUGAGUGCUUAUUUAGCAUGUGCCAAUAUUGACAAUAGUCAUCCAAAACAUAUUUAUUUCCAACCGACACCUGAUCAUGUUUUAAGUGUUGAUUAUUCCGACUGGCUUGAUUCAGCCGUUUUAUGUGACUCAAAUGUUAAUCAAAAAGGUCCACUUACCACUAGUAAAAAUGAAUCGAUAAAUAAUGACUGUGAUGGUACCUAUGAAAAAGGCGCGUAUUCUGAAUUAAUCAAAAAAUAUUCUUUGAAUAUAAACGCCUGUUGUGAGUCAAAUUUUGUCAGUAAACAAGACGAUUUUAGCAAAGCUGGUAGUUAUUCUCCGAAUGCCUUGCAUAAAACUCGUUUUAAUCCUAAUCUUGGUUCUCAUACAUGGUGUGCAGCGGGUGGUGAAUCUGGUCUUCUUAUACUAUUACCGUUGACGCGUGCUUGUGCGACAAUUGCAGAUCUACAUUACAAAGAAGAAAACAAACAUUAA